Messenger RNA from Naegleria lovaniensis, 1047 nucleotides. RefSeq lists its product as uncharacterized. The record is from RefSeq and is a predicted model, not a curated record. The coding region runs from base 1 to 1047 and encodes 348 amino acids. Lineage: Eukaryota; Heterolobosea; Eutetramitea; Acrasida; Naegleriidae. The transcript is spliced from 3 exons.
AUGAUUUCUCAAGAAGAAAAUUCUGAAAAUGUUGAACCAUUAGAAAAAAUUUAUAAUACAAGUUAUAAGAAUUGUAUUGAUUUUUUAACUGAGGACGCUCAACUAAAUAUUGAUUUAGGACAAUUAGAUAAACGUGAAGCUGUGAAAGUAUUCCCAGAAACCUCUCUACAAAGGUAUUUUGUGUACAGCAAUUUAUAUGAAAAAUUAAUAUUGGAUGCUGCCAAUAGGUGUAGAUAUUGCUGGAUGAUUAAGACACAAUGCCUUUGCGGCAAAUUAAAACCAUUCUCAUUUGUCCCGAAGUGGGUCAAGAAUGUUGAAUGCUCUGCAGACGUAUCUAGUAGUGACUCAUUACUGAAAAAGGUUGAGAUUAAUCUACAUUUACAUUUUUUAAUGCACAAGAAGGAAUUUCACAAAUCUACAAAUAGCGUGAAAAUUUUAUUGCAUACCGAUGCAACUCAAACAGCUCAUUUAUACAUUGAUCAACAUGAGAUGCAUGAGGCUGUCAUUAAGAAUCUUAUAGACGUGGCAUCACAACCAGGAAGCAAUCAAUUUGUUUAUAUUCUCUUUCCAUCAGCAGAUUCUCAAACUGUGGCCCAAAGUCUUCCUGAAGAUAUGAGUUCAUUUUUUGACCAAGCUAGAAACAAGCCCACUGGAGUUAAUGACUUUCAUUUCCAUGUAUUUGUUCUGGAUGGCACAUGGAAUGAGGCAAGAAUGUUGAACCGGCGAGAGUCGUUUAAGGGUUGUAAAAGAAUCAAAGUGGAUGUACCAACAGACUAUAACUAUGUUUUCAAGCUAGUUCGCACAGGAAAAGUUGAAGGACGAAUUAGCACACUAGAGGCAGUAACUUUAUUAUUGAGAGAUUUUAACAGAGUUUGCAAUUCUGAACUAUCGGUGAAUGAGAUGACCUUGAAAGAGAGCGAGGAAAGCCCUGAUUUUGAGAGCUCAAUUCAAUCCGUCUACGACAACUUGAAUACAAUGAUUGACAUUUCGGACGUGAAAUUUAGAAGACAUGGUUUGGUAAAAAAUCUUAAUCAAGCCAUUGAAUGA